GCGACACCUACUUGGCUACUUCCCAUUCCUCAUCUGUUUCCACGGUACGAUCUUGGUUUGUUAACCAUUUUUGGUAUACCAAAUAGAGGGUAUAUGGUGGUUAAUAAAAUCAGGUGCUGCCCUGCGAUUUAUCUAAUUUGAGUUAAGUUUUGAGGAAAGUGGUGAGAAGUGAGAAGGUAGGAAGAUUGUGGUGAACCAUGAAAUCUGAGACUGAGAGAUCUUUAUAGAAAGUAGAAACCAUAGCAUGCCCAUUGCCCAAGCAAUACAGAAACACAAAUAAUGGCGCUGCUUCUUCCUCUCUUCCUCUUCCUCUUCCUCUUGGGCCAGUCCACCACUUGGGCCCUAACCCAGGACGGCCUCUACCUCUACCGCUGGAAGCUCUCCCUGGACGACCCCGACUCCUCCCUCUCCUCCUGGAACAACGGCCACCCCACCCCAUGCAACUGGGCCGGCGUCACGUGCGGCCCAACCAACAGCACGGUGAGCUCCCUGGACCUCUCGAGCUUCAACCUGGCAGGCCCAUUCCUCCCCUCCCUCCUCUGCCGGCUCCCCAACCUGAGCUCCAUAAUCAUGUACAACAACUCCAUCAACGAAAGCCUCCCCCUCCAAAUCUCCCUCUGCACCUCCCUCACCCACCUCGACCUCUCCCAGAACCUCCUCACAGGCCUCCUCCCCCACACCCUCCCUCUCCUCCCCAACCUCCUCCACCUCGACCUCACCGGCAACAACUUCUCCGGCCCAAUCCCCCCCUCCUUCGGAACCUUCCCCAAACUCCAAGUCCUCUCCCUCGUCCUCAACCUCCUCGACCACACCCUCCCCCCCUCGCUCUUCAACGUCACCACUCUCAGAACCCUAAACCUCUCCUACAACCCCUUCCUCCCCUCCCCCCUCCCUCCCUCCCUCGGCAACCUCACCAACCUCCGCACGCUCUGGCUCACCGCUUGCAACCUUGUCGGCCCCAUCCCGGACUCCCUCGGGAACCUCCCCGACCUUCGCUUGCUCGACCUCGCCCUCAACAACCUCCACGGGCCCAUUCCCUCUUCCCUCACUCGCUUGACCAACCUCAAACAGCUUGAGCUCUACAACAACUCCCUCUCCGCCCACUUGCCUCAGGGAAUGUCCAACCUCACUUCCUUGAGGCUCUUUGAUGUUUCAAUGAACCAUUUGACUGGCCCCAUUCCCGAUCACUUGUGUCGUUUGCCUCUCCAGAGUCUUAACCUCUACGAGAACUCCUUCACCGGCCAGUUGCCGCCGAGUAUAGCUCUCUCGCCCAACCUCUACGAACUCAGGCUGUUCGGGAACAAACUCGCCGGGGACCUGCCGGAGGAUCUCGGCAAGAAUGCUCCCUUGGUGUGGCUUGACGUUUCCUCCAACCGUUUCUCCGGCCAGAUUCCGGCAACUGUAUGCGAGAAAGGCCAGUUGGAGGAGCUUCUCAUGUUGGAGAACGACUUCUCCGGGGGGAUUCCGCCGAGUUUGGGCGCGUGUCGGAGCUUGACGCGUGUCAGACUGGGGAAUAAUCGCUUGUCCGGUGAGGUUCCGGCGGCUAUGUGGGGUCUUCCGCAUGUGUAUUUGCUUGAGCUGGUGGGUAACUCGUUUAACGGUUCCAUCGCGAGGACCAUUGGCGGGGCGAGGAAUUUGUCGCUGUUGAUUUUGACCAACAAUAGCUUCUCCGGUGUGAUCCCCGACGAGGUUGGGUGGUUGGAGAAUCUUCAGGAGUUUUCUGGUGGUGAUAAUAAGUUCAGUGGGCGGUUGCCUGGGAGUAUUGUGAAACUUGCUCAGCUUGGGACUCUUGAUCUUCACAGCAAUCAGCUCUCCGGGGAGCUUCCCAAGGGGAUUCAAUCUUGGAAGAAACUUAACGACUUGAAUUUGGCCAAUAAUGAGAUGGGUGGGGAGAUUCCUGAUGAAAUUGGGAGUUUGUCGGUGUUAAACUUUCUUGAUCUUUCAAACAACCAAUUUUCUGGGAAUGUCCCUCUCGGGUUGCAGAAUUUGAAGCUCAAUCAGCUCAAUUUGUCUUAUAACAGGCUUUCAGGGAGACUUCCCCCUCUGCUGGCUAAGGAUAUGUACAGGGCUAGUUUUAUGGGUAAUCCUGGCUUGUGUGGAGAUUUCAAAGGUUUGUGUGAUGGGAAAGGGGAGGGUAAGGGUAAGGGAUUUGUGUGGAUUCUGAGAACUAUUUUUAUAGUUGCCUCUUUGGUGUUUGUCGUUGGUGUGGUCUGGUUCUACUUCAGGUACAGGAAUUUCAAGAAUGCUGGAAGAUCUGCUGAUAAAUCGAAGUGGACGUUGAUGUCGUUUCAUAAACUGGGUUUUAGUGAAGAUGAGAUCUUGAAUUGCCUCGACGAAGAUAAUGUGAUAGGAAGUGGGUCGUCUGGGAAGGUGUACAAGGUUGUGCUUAGCAGCGGAGAAGCCGUUGCUGUCAAGAAGAUAUGGGGUGGGGCCAGGAAGCAAAUAGAUAGUGGGGAUGUGGAGAGGGGUCAGUUUCAUCAGGACAGUGCUUUUGAUGCAGAGGUUGAAACUUUGGGCAAAAUAAGGCACAAGAACAUUGUCAAGCUGUGGUGUUGCUGCACCACUAGGGAUAGCAAGCUGUUGGUUUAUGAGUAUAUGCCAAAUGGAAGUCUGGGUGAUUUGCUGCAUAGCAAUAAAGGAGGGUUGUUGGAUUGGCCAACUAGGUAUAAGAUAGCUGUUGAUGCUGCAGAGGGCCUCUCAUAUUUGCAUCAUGACUGUGUUCCUUCAAUUGUUCAUAGAGAUGUGAAAUCUAAUAACAUCUUGUUGGAUGGGGACUUUGGUGCAAGGGUGGCAGAUUUUGGCGUAGCUAAGGUAGUUGAUGCCACCGGGAAAGGAACUAAAUCCAUGUCUGUCAUAGCUGGGUCUUGUGGGUACAUUGCACCAGAAUAUGCAUACACUCUUAGAGUGAAUGAGAAGAGUGACAUAUAUAGCUUUGGUGUUGUCAUACUUGAGUUGGUUACGGGAAGGCGGCCCAUAGACCCUGAAUUUGGGGAAAAAGACUUGGUUAUGUGGGCGUGCACCACCUUGGAUCAGAAAGGCGUGGACCAUGUGCUUGACUCCAGGCUUGACUCUUGUUUCAAAGAAGAAAUUUGCAAGGUCUUCAACAUUGGCCUCAUGUGCACUAGUCCUCUUCCAAUCAACAGGCCUGCAAUGAGAAGAGUGGUGAAGAUGUUACAAGAGGUGGGCACAGAAAACCUAACAAAACCUGCCAAGAAAGAUGGGAAGUUGUCCCCUUAUUACUAUGACGAUGGGUCAGAUCAUGGAAGUGUUGCUUAAUUCAAGUUCUUGCAAGGGUUGGAUUAUUUGAUUCAUCAGAGAGGAGGGGAAAAGUUCUAAGCUUUUUUUUAACUUAACACAGCCAAAUCCCCUCUUUUUUUUUUUUUUUUUUUUUUUUUUUUUUUUUUUCAAUCAUGAUUUGCUUUACAAAAGUUGGCUAAAGAAAAGGGAAGAGAAAUUUUUUUGGGGUUGAAAUUUGAAAAUAGAGUGAAGUUCAAGUUUUUGCCCUCCGAGUUGGUCGACUUCAAGGCGCGUCCCUACUAAAUUUAAAUUGGUGUUUGCAUUAAUACCUCUUGUAUUGAGAAAUGAUAUUCUCACUGUAAAAAAGCUGAGUCAUGUGACCCAUCUCUGGCAUGGGUCAGAUGAAUGUAAGAAUUGUAAAAUCA
Messenger RNA from Cajanus cajan (pigeon pea), 3662 nucleotides. RefSeq names its product receptor-like protein kinase HSL1. Gene Ontology annotation, biological process: protein phosphorylation. Lineage: Eukaryota; Viridiplantae; Streptophyta; Magnoliopsida; Fabales; Fabaceae. Gene Ontology annotation, molecular function: ATP binding; protein kinase activity; protein binding. The record is from RefSeq and is a predicted model, not a curated record.